Molecule: messenger RNA, 1116 nt
Organism: Penicillium soppii
Lineage: Eukaryota; Fungi; Ascomycota; Eurotiomycetes; Eurotiales; Aspergillaceae
Product: IQ calmodulin-binding motif protein
Exons: 4
Coding region: 1-1116 (371 amino acids)
Molecular function (GO): protein binding
Source: RefSeq, a predicted model, not a curated record
AUGACGGUUUCCGACACGGAAACCAUUUCGAAUGACGUCACACAGGCCGCGCGAAUGGUCCAGAGGGUUUAUCGCGGCCACCGAACGCGUCGUGAACUUCGUGGAUGUGGCUUGACUACUUCUACGCGAUGGGUGGAGGCCUUUAGGGAAGCCCAGUGGCAGCAACUACAUCGGCCCCCCCAAUCUCGAGAGACUCCCCACGAUGAAGGAUUCAAUCAAGCACGUCGGAACUGGCAACGAGCUGUGAGUGUCGCUAAACGAGCUGGCGGUGAUGACGAUCGUGUUUCGGAGCCUUCGCCUCCCACAGAGGGUCGACCGGAAAACAGCGAGGAAAUCGCAUCAGGAAUUACGGCGAAGAUGAUGGAUCUACAAUAUUUUCUCGAAAUGGUAGAUCUCAAACAUCGGCAUGGAAGCAACCUGCGCGCGUACCACACAUUUUGGCGGAAUUCAUCAUCUGACGAAAACUUCUUUUACUGGCUGGACCAUGGUGAUGGGAAGAGCGUGGAAAUUCCUCAAUGCCCGCGCGAUCGACUUGAGAGAGAACAAGUCCGGUAUCUCACCCGCGAAGAACGCAUGAAUUAUCUAGUGACAGUGGACGAAGCUGGACUGUUCCGAUGGGCCAAAACAAAUGAGCUAGUUUGGACAAGUACGGCACAUUUCAAAGACAGUCUUAAUGGGGUAGUCAGCGUUAAUGAUGAUGCACCCCAAUUCAAUGGAAAUUCAGCGACAUUCGAAGUGGACUCUACCAGCCGAUCAUCAUCGUCCAGCUCUUCAUGCUCAUCAUCCUCAUCUGGUGUCCAAAGCCUCGGCAGUGUUCUUUCGAACGAUGGCAAGAAACAAGUCACCGAUGAGGAGUACAAAGCUGCCAAGCUCAUGAAGAAGGUGACGCAUGCAAACCCAGCAGCUGCUUUCAAGCGUCUUUUCGGCAGAUCUUCCGAAAAAGAAAAUAUGUGGAUAUUCGUUGCAGACACCUCUUUUCGUUUGUACGUUGGCAUAAAAAAGCCUGGAGCUUUCCAGCACUCGUCCUUUCUCCGAGGUGCCCGCAUUGCAGCGGCCGGAAUGAUUAAGAUAAAGCACGGCCAAUUACGAAGCCUGGCGCCAAUGAGGUACGAGUAA